This is a messenger RNA of Magallana angulata, 2669 nucleotides long. RefSeq lists its product as uncharacterized. Gene Ontology annotation, cellular component: nucleoplasm; chromatin. Lineage: Eukaryota; Metazoa; Mollusca; Bivalvia; Ostreida; Ostreidae. Gene Ontology annotation, biological process: positive regulation of DNA-templated transcription. Gene Ontology annotation, molecular function: zinc ion binding; ubiquitin-protein transferase activity. The transcript is spliced from 2 exons. The coding region runs from base 55 to 1683 and encodes 542 amino acids. The record is from RefSeq and is a predicted model, not a curated record.
CCAUGUCACGUGAGCUUAUACAGGUAGUUAGGGACACUUGUGUGGAUAACCGCCAUGUCUGAUCACAAAAAGAAGCAUUUGACCAAGGCCCAAGUUGUCUUGCGUUGUCAUGUCUGUGAGAACCCUCUCCAGGUUCUCCAAAUGUACUGUAAAGUAUGCUGUAAAUAUUUAUGCAAAGCAUGUGUUUCCAAACAUCUGUCCAAUAAACCAAAAAAACAUAACUGUCCUAAACAUUCCUCAAACAUAACUGAAAAAAUUUGUGAACAAUGUGACUCUCCUAUCUGUGCAAUAUGUGCUUCUUCCAAGCAACAUAAAGGUCAUACAUUCGUUUCGAUUUUUGAAAACUAUGAAGAAAAGAAAGAGGUCAUUGAAAAAGAUUUAACAGAGUUGGAGAAAUCACUUUACCCUAUGCAUCAAGAGAUUGCAUCUAACAUUCUUGUUCAGAAGGCUAAUUUGAACGAAAACUCAAAACAAGUGUUAAAAGCAAUCGACAAACAUGGAGAAGAUUUACAUAGAAAAAUAGACACCAUUAUCAAAAAUCUGAAAGCAGAUCUUGAUGAAAUGAACUCCAAACACCUAGCUGUUCUGAAUAAACAGGAAGAUGAAAUCACAAGAAGAAUUUUGGAAAUCAGUCAAAGCAUUGCAAAUUUAAAGAAAAUUAAAUCCAGAGAGUUCAGACUUCCCCCUUCUUUCAAAUCCAGAAAUGCUAUAUUUAGAGAAAUACCGUUUGAUCAAAAUGUCUCUUUACCAAUGUUUAUUCCUAAUAGGAUAAACAAAAAGCAGUUAUACAGUCUGUUUGGUUUCUUAUCGGAUCAUACUACAAAAUAUGCAGGUGCUCAGUCUCUUACACAAGUCAGUCCUCAGAAAGACGAACCUCGAGUCAUUGCAGAAAUAAGGACGGAAUAUAAUGACGCUAACGAAUUGCGCAGCAUUUCUUGUCGGGAUGAUGGGGACGUCUGGACGUGUGGAAGUGACAGCAUAAUGAGACUCUGUAAUCUCCAGAAAGAAUUGAUAAAAUCAAUCCAAACAAUGUCGGGGGAAAUGCCAUUCGCCAUUGUAAUAACAAGAAGUGGAUAUCUUGCUUAUACAGAUAAAAAUGACAGGACUGUGAACAUAGUGAAGAAAACUCGAAUAGAAACAGCUAUCAUACUUCGUGGUUGGAGGCCUCUUGAUUUAUGUGGUACAUCUUCUGAUGACCUCCUUGUAAUCAUGGAAAGCGAUGAUUAUAAGCAAACGAAAAUUGCGCGUUACUGCGGCUCCACAGAGAAACAAAUAAUUCAAUUCGACGACAAAGGUGAACCUCUCUAUUCACCUAGUGGGUUCUCCAAAAAUAUCAGUGAGAACAUAAACCUAGAUAUCUGUGUGUCAGACUAUAAAGCCCGUGCAGUACUGGUGGUCAAUCAGGCUGGGAAACUCCGGUUUACCUACACUGGUCCUUCCUAUACAACUGCUAAAGGACCAUUCAAUCCAAAAGGCAUCACUACAGACAGCAAGGGUUGGAUUUUGACAGCUGACCCAAACAACCGCUGCAUCCACAUCCUGGAUCAGGACGGACAGUUCCUCCGCUACAUUAACAACUGUGAUUUGCAAGAUCCAAGUAGUUUAUCUGUGGACUUUAGAGACAAUCUUUUUGUAGCUCAGUGUAACACGGGUACAGUGAAGAAAAUCCAAUAUCAUUUUUGAAUAUAUGAAUAUUCUGUGUAUCCACUUAUUAUGAUUUUUUUAUAUGACUAUAUGUUAAAUAAAUAUUUGUACGCUAGUUAUAGGUUUGUUAAUGCAUGCUCGUUUCUGAAGCCCCUUUUACAAUUGGCGCUCAAGCAGAAACUUCAAAAUAUUCGUGAGACCGAAAAUAUUAGAUAUGGGUCGUAAACUGUUACCAAAACAAACGCAUAUGAAAAAGUACUCGUGCGAAACUCGCACGAUUUAGAGCGACCGUUGUGCGAUGUCAACGCAUUGAAUCUUGCGUUGUAGGAUAAUGCGAUAUGAUCGCACAAAUGACCAAAUGAUCCGACGAUUGAACAAGCGACAAUGCGAUACAUGUAGGACGUACGAGUAAGAGGGGGUAUACAAACCACCCAUUUUUGACGCUUGUUAGUAGGUUUAUUUGAAUGCAAGAAAAGAUACCGCCCAAGAAGACGACAAAAACAACAGCCAAAAUCAAGGUCAAUUGAUUGUGGCCAGAAACAGAUUUGCUUAUACGGUAUAUACUGUAUUAGAGAAUAAUUCGCCCCAUUUUAAUUUUCGCCUAUUUCGCUCUUUCUGUCAGUAAGCGGAAUAAGACUAAGCGAAUCCAAAUGUCUCAUAUAUUUUUUUCUUUUUUACCACAAAGGUGUUGGGGCGAAUUUGAGACAAGCCAAAACCGCACGUAGAAGCAAAAAAAUUACGAAACGAAAAUAAACCUGUAUCCAGUAUAAACUAGUGGGAACACAUGAAAACUGAAAUUGAUAAAUCUUGCAAUGAUAGUCAAACGUUGCAAGAUUACAUGAGAAACAAUGAGCAACAGUCUCAUGGACGCACAGCAAACGCAUAAACAGCUGCAAUUUAUCUUAUGAUCUUUAAAAAUCGUGCAUCGCUCUUGCUAAUACACAAAACGUUCGUACGUUGCAUUGCAAAAAUUUGGAUCGCAUUCGGUCGCAUCUGAUUUGUGCCCACUAUUUUGAGGAGGCUUG